AUGAAAGUCAGCUGGUUCUACUUUUGUAUGGUUCAGAUCAGCACAGCACUUGCUGGCAAAGUUAACGUUAGCGGCGCAAUGACGGCCGGGCCAAUACUUGCAGAAGAUGAAUGGCAUGAUUGGCAGCCGGUGGAGCAAACAGCUUUGGACUUUUUGUCAGAGAAGCAUGACAGAAAUGACGACAAUGAUAAUUCCGACUACGAGGAGGAAGAGGAAGACGAAGAUGAAUGGAAUCCGCUAAUGCAAGGCGGAGCAGGAUAUUCAACAGCAGAUUCUUCCCGACAGUCUUUGACAGCUGAAGCCAAGCAGCUGACCGCUGAUGAAGUUGCGGAGGAAUGCGGCAGCGAUGAAAGUGAUGAAGAUUGGGCACCUCAGUCCCAGGGUGCCGCCAAUGUCGAAAAAUCUGAGGAGGAGGCAUUGAAAGUCCUUCUGCAGCCUAAUUAUGUCAAGGACAUCCGUCCGGAGAUAUUCGAAACCAAAAAGGAAGCUGAUGCGGCCGGACGACUGUUGCACCAGCUUCAAAGGCCACCGACUUGGGAAGAAGUCAAGGAAGACAUGCCUCGAGGUCCCGAUGUGGAUCCGGAUCUUCUGGAUGCGCCCACCUACAAGAACAUGACGCAAGAAGAAGCCAUAGAGCUGGUGCGCCGAGGUGCAUCGGUGAAUUUUCAUGGACAGCACGGGCGAAUGCCUCUUCAUAAGGCAUCGGAAAAGGCUUUCCCACAUCUGGUCAAGUCUCUAUGUGAAGCCCGUGCAGAUCCAGACGGUCGUGAUCAGUUCGGCGAGACGCCACUUCAUCUUCUGGCGAAAUCGGGCAGUUGGGAUGAAUCGAUUCCUAAAUCGCGACGCUGUGAAACCAUUCAGAUGCUGCUGCAUCAUGGUGCUGAUGUGCAUGCUGUAAACCCCCGUGGACGCGGAGUUCUUCAUCUCGCGGUAACAGAACAUGAUGCUCUUGCCAUUGAGACGUUUAUUGAAGGCAUGGCGGAUGUCAAUGCCCAAGACCUGGCAGGAUUCACUCCACUCAUGUGGGCAGCCGGAAGAGACUCUGCUGAUUCGGUCAAGAUGCUUCUGGACUGCGAGGCCGACAUGAAUGUCAAAGCCGCCCGUGGGCAGACUGCCAUGACAUUCGCGCUCACCAACGGAUGUAAUGCGAUAGUCGAUAUGCUCGAAAAGCACCAAGCGAUUCUGGAUGCAGAGGAGGCCAAACGUAUCAAGGAACGAGGUGAAGGCCGCAGCGACGAAGCCGAGGAGGUAUGGAACGAAGAGCUGCAGCUUCCCAGACCAGAUUGGGCCUGCAAACACGCCAAGCCGGACGACGUUCAAGCUUAUUCAGGUCGAGUUUACGCAGAGGCAAGGCCAGACAGGCAUUCCAAUGUGUACGUGGAGGCGAGACCUCGCUCUUGA
This is a messenger RNA of Symbiodinium natans, 1401 nucleotides long. NCBI's taxonomy places the organism in Eukaryota, Dinophyceae, Suessiales, Symbiodiniaceae. The record is from the annotation of a GenBank genome assembly.